Molecule: messenger RNA, 592 nt
Organism: Gorilla gorilla gorilla (western lowland gorilla)
Lineage: Eukaryota; Metazoa; Chordata; Mammalia; Primates; Hominidae
Product: small EDRK-rich factor 1
Source: RefSeq, a predicted model, not a curated record
GCAGUGACGCGCCGGCCAUGCGGGCGGCUGUUGUCGGGCCUCCAGCGGGCGGGGCCGUUGGCGGAGAAGAGUGGAGGCGCAGCCGGGCGGAGGGCCCACGAGGGCUCAGCCUUCCCGGUCAACGGUGGUGACGGUAUCCCAGAGUGCCAGAGAGCCGUUGCUUUUCCGAGUUGCUCUCUUCCAGGCUCCGUUGGUGGUCGGCAUGGCCCGUGGAAAUCAACGAGAACUUGCCUGCCAGAAAAACAUGAAGAAAACCCAGGAAAUUAGCAAGGGAAAGAGGAAAGAGGAUAGCUUGACUGCCUCUCAGAGAAAGCAGAGGGACACUGAGAUCAUGCGAAAGCAGAAGGCAGCUAAUGAGAAGAAGUCUAUGCAGACAAGAGAAAAGUGAUGACUGGCUAUUUGGAAAACCUGGGUGCUACUGCCAACUGGGUGUAUCAUAAGCUCUAAGAUCAAGAUUUUGUAGAGUGGACAGUCAUUACAUAUGUUAUAACUUAUCCUUUAAAAACUAUUUUAAACUUUAUCCUUUCAGCUUUACUUAGUGCGAUGUUUUAGAAGCAAUCUUCAAAGAAUAAAACACUAACCAUGCAUGUGA